GCUAACUGCCCGACGCAAAACCAGUUGAACAUUUUCUAGCGCGCAUGUUCACCGUUAGUAACAUUUUGUACCUGAAGAGAUCACAUCGGAUUGCGUGCCGUCGCUAAACACUGAACAAACCUUGUGUUUUUUUAUUAUUAUUAUUAAUUAUACAACGUAAAAAUGUCUGCAAUUUAUCAUAAUUCCAUGGCAGCUUUGGAUAAAUUCGUGCCUAACAAACUACGACCUCUGUGGCAACAUCCUGCAGGACCAAAAACAGUUUUCUUUUGGGCUCCUAUAUUCAAAUGGGGAUUAGUUGUCGCAGGAAUAAGCGAUUUACAAAGACCUGUGGACUCAAUCAGUAUACCACAAACAGCAGCAUUGGCAGCAACCGGUGUGAUAUGGGCGCGUUACUCCGUUGUUAUCAUCCCGAAAAACUACAGUUUAUUGAGCGUCAAUUCGUUCGUCGCCGUCACGCAGCUGUAUCAACUGUUCCGCGCCGUACGUUAUCAACAGAGCUUAAAGGCUGCCGCAUGAAUUUCAACGAUCCUAGGCGAAUAUUAAAUUUUUAUGUAUAGGUACACAGUACAUGUGUGUACCUUUACAUUUACCAUUAAAAUGUUUAUGUAAAUAUUAUACAAUUGUUACGAUAACGAGAAUAAAACGUUGGGUGGGUUUUUAAUGUUUAUAAA
Dalotia coriaria is the source of this 671-nucleotide messenger RNA. Its product is annotated as mitochondrial pyruvate carrier 2-like. The record is from RefSeq and is a predicted model, not a curated record. The coding region runs from base 163 to 516 and encodes 117 amino acids. NCBI's taxonomy places the organism in Eukaryota, Metazoa, Arthropoda, Insecta, Coleoptera, Staphylinidae. Gene Ontology annotation, molecular function: pyruvate transmembrane transporter activity. Gene Ontology annotation, cellular component: mitochondrial inner membrane. The transcript has 4 exons. Gene Ontology annotation, biological process: pyruvate import into mitochondria.